Messenger RNA from Diospyros lotus (date-plum), 1489 nucleotides. Its product is annotated as transcription factor MYB16-like. The record is from RefSeq and is a predicted model, not a curated record. Lineage: Eukaryota; Viridiplantae; Streptophyta; Magnoliopsida; Ericales; Ebenaceae. The transcript has 3 exons. The coding region runs from base 327 to 1328 and encodes 333 amino acids.
AGAGCGCCCAAUGAUAUGAUAUGAUUCCUUUAGUUGAUUUAUAUUUAUUUUGGUUGUAUAAAUUAGUGUGGAUUUGCAUGGGAUGGGGUUGGCUUUUCCUUUUCCUUUUCCACAGCAGAGUGAUGUCCAUUGAAUGAGUGUUCCCCCCAUCUUGUUGCCGACCUCUCUUUCUUCCACAUCCCUCUCUGGCUUUCUCUCUCUCUCCCUAUAUUUAGUACUCUUGUCUCUCUCGCCCUUGGCUUCGUCCAUCUCUUGGUGAACUCAGAAGAAACAGAAACCCCACCCGCAAGCUGUCUUCCAUUCCAUCGAUCGAUCGAUCUCUGCAAAUGGGUCGAACUCCAUGCUGCGACAAGGUGGGCUUGAAGAAAGGGCCAUGGACGCCUGAAGAAGACCAGAAGCUCUUGGCUUACAUUGAAGAAAACGGCCAUGGCAGCUGGCGCUCUUUGCCCGCCAAAGCUGGGCUUCAGAGAUGUGGCAAGAGCUGCCGGCUCCGGUGGACCAAUUAUCUCCGCCCCGAUAUCAAGCGAGGCAAGUUCAGUCUACACGAAGAACAAACCAUCAUUCAACUCCACGCUCUGCUCGGCAACAGAUGGUCGGCCAUAGCAACCCACUUGCCCAAGAGAACGGACAACGAGAUCAAGAACUACUGGAACACGCAUCUGAAGAAGAGGUUGGCGAAGAUGGGGAUUGACCCGGUGACCCAUAAGCCCAGGAACGAUGCGCUUUUGUCCGGCGCAGCCGCAGCCGUAGCCGACGGCCACUCCAAGAGCGCCGCCAAUCUCAGCCACAUGGCACAGUGGGAGAGCGCCCGCCUCGAAGCCGAAGCCCGCCUCGCCCGCCAAUCUAAGCUCCGUUCCGCCUCCGCCUCCUUCCUCGACUCCACGGCCUCCACUCCUCUGAACAAACACUGGAACGCCGGCGCCGGAGAGAGCUCUUCUUCCACGGCGUUCGUAGAGUUCGUCAAAGGAAUGGAGAAAGACGAUGGCCAAGAGGACUGGAAGAGCCUCGACAACUCAACGACCCAGUAUCCGGAGCUCAAAGACGGAGUGGAGAACUCGGUUUCGUUCACGUCGGGGCUUCAGGAGAUAGCUAUGGACGGAGUUUCGUGGACGCCGGAAUCUCUCAGAACCGGGACGUCGGACCAUGUCAACUUCAUGGAGAGGUUCACGGACCUCUUGAUCAACGGCUCCGCCGACGGGAAUUUCUCUGACGGCAGCGGCGAAUCGGACAGCGGCGGCUGCGGCGAUUACUUCGAGGAUAACAAGAAUUACUGGAACAGCAUUCUCAAUUUGGUCAAUUCUUCCCCUUCUAAUUCGCCCAUGUUCUGAAAGUUAAACUUUGGAAUUUGGAUCAGUCAAACAGUAUAAACGUUGAGGCAAUUAUUUAUUUCUUAUCACUGAAAUUAAUGGUUCUUCCAUUGUUACCAAAACCAUGUACUCUCUCUCUCUCUCUCCCAAUUGUGCAUUAUCAACUCGAACAAUGUUUCUUC